AUGGAAUCUUUCAACCAGACGAAGGUCACCGAGUUCAUCAUCAUGGGCUUUCCCAACCUCCAGCGGUUCCACACACUCCUCUUCCUUUUGCUCCUCCUCAUCUACCUCUUCACCAUCUUUGGCAACUUGUUGAUUUUCACUGUCAUCCGCACAGAUUCUCAGCUCCGUACCCCCAUGUAUUUCUUCAUCAGCAUCCUCUCCUUCUUGGAGAUUUGGUACACGGCUGCCACCAUCCCAAAGAUGCUCUCCAACUUGCUCAGCGAAAGGAGCUGCAUCUCCUUCACUGGAUGCCUCUUGCAAAUCUAUUUCUUCCAUUCCUUGGGAGCGACCGAAUGUUACCUGCUCACAGCGAUGGCGUAUGACCGCUACUUGGCAAUAUGCCACCCGCUGCGCUACCCGGCCAUCAUGACCACCAAGAUGUGCACCAGAUUAGCAGCUAUCUGUUGGGUCUGUGGCUUGCUGGGGCCCAUGGCUGAAAUCAUCUUAGUUUCCAAACUUCCUUUCUGUGGCCCCAAUAAAAUCGAACACAUCUUCUGCGACUUCCCGCCGGUGCUCAGCUUGGCCUGCACGGACACCUCCGUCAAUGUUCUGGUGGACUUCACCGUCAACGCUUGCAAAAUCCUGGUCACGUUCCUCUUGAUCUUAUUGUCUUACCUACGGAUCAUCAGGGCCAUUCUAAAGAUCCGCACCGCCACCGGCCGGAGAAAAGCCUUCUCCACUUGCGCCGCGCAUCUCGCCGUAGUGCUGAUCUUCUUCGGGAGCAUUUUGUUUAUGUACGUCCGGCUGACAAAAAGUUACUCCCUGGAUUAUGACCGGGCUCUGGCCGUUGUCUAUGCUGUCCUGACCCCUUUCCUUAAUCCGAUUAUCUACAGCCUGCGAAACAAAGAAAUCAAAGCAGCCUUACAGAGAAUGUUCCGGGGUGGACAAGGAUUGCUAGGGAAAUAG
Messenger RNA from Elgaria multicarinata webbii, 945 nucleotides. Its product is annotated as olfactory receptor 6N1-like. The transcript has a single exon. Gene Ontology annotation, cellular component: membrane. Gene Ontology annotation, biological process: G protein-coupled receptor signaling pathway. The record is from RefSeq and is a predicted model, not a curated record. Gene Ontology annotation, molecular function: olfactory receptor activity; G protein-coupled receptor activity. The coding region runs from base 1 to 945 and encodes 314 amino acids. Lineage: Eukaryota; Metazoa; Chordata; Lepidosauria; Squamata; Anguidae.